Solanum lycopersicum (tomato) is the source of this 2973-nucleotide messenger RNA. NCBI's taxonomy places the organism in Eukaryota, Viridiplantae, Streptophyta, Magnoliopsida, Solanales, Solanaceae. The record is from RefSeq and is a predicted model, not a curated record.
AAUUUUGAUUGUUCUUACAAAUCUAUAAGAAUUUACAUAGGAUACUUAAAUAUAUAUGGAUUGAUUUGUAAGAAGAACACAUCCUUCCUGUUAUUUGCAGAAAACAAAAAAUGGUCAUGAGUCUGUUUUUCUAUUAUUCAUUUCUGUGUUUUGUGUUGCUAAUAAGUGAAUGCUUUUCUUCUUCCUUUGAUCAUCAUCAUCUUUGCUCUCCUACUGAAGCUUCUGCUUUGAUUAAGUUCAAACAAUCCUUUCAAAAUAUGUCCGAAGAGUACUACAGAGAUUGGUCUGAUGGAGAUUGUUCUCCAAAAACAAAGUCUUGGAAUGAGAGUAGGGAUUGCUGUAGUUGGGACGGAGUCACUUGUGACUUGUUAAACGGUCAUGUUAUCGGUUUAGACCUUAGUUGCAGUCAGAUUGUUGUCACUUUUCAUCCCAAUAGCACCCUCUUCCAACUUCAUCAUCUCCACACACUAAACCUUGCUUACAAUCACUUCAAUUAUUCUUCGAUCCCACAUAACAUUGGCCGAUUGGCGAAUUUGAGGCAUCUUAACCUUUCUGAUGCUUGGUUUCAAGGGAAAAUCCCAACGGAAAUCUCAUACCUUUCCAAUUUGGUUUCACUUGAUCUUUCUUAUAGUUAUGGAUUACAACUUGAUGAGAGAACAUUUGUAACAAUGCUUCACAACUUGACAAAUCUGGAGCUACUUUCUCUCUCUGAAGUCAACAUCUCAUCUCCGAUACCUCUCAAUAUUUCUUCUUCCUUAAGGUACUUGGAUCUUGAUAAUACUAAUCUGCGAGGUGUUCUCACAGAGAGCUUUUUCCAUCUGCCAAACAGCUUGGAAACACUCAAAUUGAGUAGUAAUGAUCUUCUCAAAGGAGUUUUUCCAAAGAUCCACCGGAGAAACACUCUGUUAAUGGAGUUGGAUAUUUCAGACACAGGCAUCUCCGGUGAGCUGCCUGAUUCAGUUGGCACCUUCAGUUCCUUGAAUAUCUUGAACCUCCAACGAUGUCAUUUCUCUGGUUCCAUUCCUGAUUCCAUUGGCAACCUAACACAAAUUACAGAGUUGGAUUUCAGUCAUAAUAAUUUCACAGGACAUAUUCCUUCCACAAUCUCUAAAUUGAAGCACCUCACAGGUUUACAUCUUUCGUCCAACUCCUUUUCAGGUGAAAUUACUGAUGUUUUCUCUAACCUACAACAACUACGUUAUUUAUAUCUUUUUAGAAACAGCUUCAUCGGUCUAUUUCCCACUUCAAUUUUAAAUUUGAGACGUCUUGAAAGAUUAGACAUGUCGAGUAAUUCCCUAUCUAGCCCACUACCUAAGAAUGCGAGCAUUCUUCAAAAUCUAAAUUAUUUGGAUUUGUCUUACAACUCACUGAAUGGUACCAUACCAUCUUGGGUGUUUAGCCUACCUUUGCUAUCUUCAGUGUCGCUCCAUCAUAAUCGAUUCAGAGGGAUAGCUGAUGAAGUGAUCAAAACAAACCCAACAUUAGAACGCCUCGAUUUAAGCCAUAAUCAACUCAGUGGUUCUUUUGCUCAAUCACUUGCGAAUCUCAAAAACCUUUAUUACCUUGACCUUUCAUCAAAUAAAAUCACCAAUGAUAUUACGGGAAUCAAUAUCACUUUCCCUAGCCUGGGAUUUUUGCAUUUAUCAUCUUGUGAACUGAAGGAUAUUCCAUACUUGUUGAGAAAUGUAAAGACACUUGUGUACUUAGAUAUUUCUAACAAUAAGAUUUCUGGUCAAAUCCCUAAAUGGUUUAGCGGCAUGAGGUGGGACUCGUUGCAGUUCCUAAACCUUUCUCAUAAUUCACUAACAGGCAACCUACCACGAUUGCAUUAUUAUACUCUACAGUAUCUUGAUCUGAAAUUCAACUCCCUUCAGGGUCCACUACCUUCAUCCAUUUGUAACAUGAGUUCGCUUAUCUUAUUAGAUUUAUCACGCAACAACAUCAGUAACUCGAUUCCAAGUUGCUUGGGAAGCAUGGCUAAUCUAACGGUGCUGGACUUAAGAAAGAACAAUUUCACAGAAGUUUUUGGAAUCUUCAAGGCAAUGAUCAAAUUAGAUAACGAAGACACAGGAGAGAUCAAGUACAUGAGACUAUCUGACACAUCGUAUGAGGAUUCAGUGACAUUGGUAAUCAAAGGUCAGGAUAUUGAGCUACAAAGAAUCAGCACAAUUAUGACAACCAUAGAUCUCUCAAGCAACCAUUUUGAAGGUGUCAUUCCGAAAACACUAAAGGAUCUCAGCUCACUUUGGCUACUCAAUUUAUCCCAUAACAAUAUCAGAGGUGAUAUUCCAAUGGAAUUAGGGCAAUUGAAUACGCUUGAAGCUUUAGAUCUCUCCUGGAAUCGCCUCACUGGAAUGAUUCCGCAGGAAUUGACAAGAAUGAACUUUCUGGCCUUCUUAAACCUCUCUCAAAAUCAUCUCAUCGGACCAAUUCCUCAUGGUCUACAGUUCAACACAUUUGGAAAUGACUCGUAUGGCAGCAACCUUGAUUUAUGUGGUCCUCCUUUAUCAAAACAAUGUGGAACAAGUGAUUCAUCGCAUCUUCCUCAACCUUUGGAGGAAGAAGAAGACGAAAGUGAGUCAUAUUUUUUUAGUGGAUUUACAUGGGAAUCAGUAGUCAUAGGCUACAGUUUUGGACUCGUUGUUGGAACUGUCAUGUGGAGUCUCAUGUUUAAAUAUCGUAAACCAAAAUGGUUUGUCGAAUUUUUUUGAUGGACUCACGCCUCACAAAAGAUGAAGGCCAAAGAAGAGAGCUCAGAGACGAAGGACUUAAUGGAAAAUUGAGAGGGGCCAAGUUGUCUUCGUUUAAUUUUGUGGACUUAUUAGUGAAGUUUUCUGGUUCUGUUUUUAUCUUUUCAACUUUUUGUCUGUUGUUUGUAUAUGUUUGAUAGAAACAUAAUUAUAUGUGUGUUAUUCAAGUUAUGUUAGUUUGUUAUUUAGAUCUGUCUAAUAACAGCUUCAUCGGUCCGUUUUC